Messenger RNA from Caenorhabditis auriculariae, 364 nucleotides. Lineage: Eukaryota; Metazoa; Nematoda; Chromadorea; Rhabditida; Rhabditidae. The record is from the annotation of a GenBank genome assembly.
AUGAACAGCCGCGGAAUUCACGAGAAGACAGAGGUCCACCGCGAAGGUGGCGUCCAUGGUGGCGAGCAACACUUCGUCGAGGAGAGGAACGUUCACCCAGUCGACGGAGCUUUCGGAGGAACUACUUACGUCGAGGACCAUCGCAUCGAGAAUCGCUGUGGCGACAGCAAAUGCCGCGAUGCUCACGCCAAAGGAGCUAUGCACGAUGCCAAGGAGAAGGUUUGCCAACCUCAAACACUUUUCUUCUCUCUCUAUUGACACCUGGCAAAAUCCUGAAUAAUGUUCAUUUCUUUGAAUCUUACAGGUCAAGGACGCUGCCCAUGACGUCAAAGAAGCCAUCAAGGACAAGUUCGGCAGCCACUAA